AUGAGAGGCACUCACCUCCCGGCUGCCUUGCUCCUCCUGAUCCUCGUUCACAGCGGCUUGCAGAGCCCAGUCCAGGAGACAGAGGACGACUCCAGCUUACUGUCAGAGGCCACGACGCUGGACGACCCCGGGGAGCUCUCGGCCAUGAAGAGGCACUCUCAGGGCACGUUCACCAACGACUACAGCAAGUAUCUGGAGACACGGCGCGCGCAGGACUUCGUCCAGUGGCUCAUGAACUCCAAACGUGCCGGGGAGGUCACCAGGCGCCACGCUGAGGGCACCUACACCAGCGACAUGAGCUCCUACCUGCAGGACCAGGCCGCCAAGGAGUUCGUCUCCUGGCUGAAGAUGGGACGGGGUAGACGGCAGUAGAGCUCCCUUUCUA
Messenger RNA from Scleropages formosus (Asian bonytongue), 385 nucleotides. RefSeq names its product glucagon-like. Bases 1 to 372 code for a protein of 123 amino acids. Gene Ontology annotation, cellular component: extracellular region. The record is from RefSeq and is a predicted model, not a curated record. Gene Ontology annotation, molecular function: hormone activity; glucagon receptor binding. The transcript has 3 exons. Gene Ontology annotation, biological process: response to starvation. Lineage: Eukaryota; Metazoa; Chordata; Actinopteri; Osteoglossiformes; Osteoglossidae.